AUGAAACAACACCAAGCCUUGAGAGAGGCCUGCACUAAUCCAGACAACUUGUUUACACUUUCUGAAAGAGACCUCGUGUCCUUGAUUUACCAGGAAUUCCCCAACGAGAUCGAUCGGCUCCGUCGGGCUUACUCCAUUCGCGAUCCUCAAGGAACCUCUCCUGAAACUCCAUCUCCUUCGCGCAUCAUAUAUGAGGAAGACUAUGAUGAAGUCAAUCGCACUUUAGUAGGCUUUCUUGCCUUGCGCUGGAUCCAUAAUGCAAAAUAUGAAGUUUUUGUCGGGUCCCAACCGCCAGAACUUCGAUUGACCAGAGAAUCAUUUGACUGGAUUCGUGAUUAUUACAAACGAGUCAUCACGGAUGCAAAUACUCUUUACGCCUUGAUCACCUCAAUUAUUAUCAAUGACCUAGGGAAAGACCCUGAAUUGUCAUUGGAUCACCAGAAGACGACCGGAGAAGAUAUUUCAGAUCUGAAUCAUGAUUACAUUCUCCUCAAAGCCUGCGGGUCCGGGCUGGUCCCAUGUCUGGAACGACAUUCUGCGGAGGAAAAAUAUGAUUUACUCCUAGGGAUUGAGAUUGGAGCUUUCUUCAAUUUUGGACAGCUAGGUCAAGCCGAGAAUGCACCCGCUGCUUUGACAAGCCUACUUCGGAUGGAAGGCCGAGAACGCAGCUUUCAGCUCCGAUUCAUGGAGCAAUUGCUCGACAUCGCUGGCGCCGCUGGCCACAUGGAUUGGACUUGCGCGAAGAAAUUGAACCAGCCUAUUUUUGAGUCAUAUCGGAAUGUCUUCCAUGCAUGUUACAGUGUCAUUAGUGGCACGCUGAAUGCCCGUCAAGGAUAUGACCAUGUCCUUAUCCGACGCGCAGAGUACAUUCAUAGAAAAGGCUUUCGAUUACUGAAAGUGAAAAACGACCAAUAUGAACGUGCCUUGAUGCGGCUAUUAUGCAUGGGCAAUGUGACGACAAAGAAGACCGCUGAAAUGUACGAGUCUGCGUUGAACUCCCUUCAACAAGCUACCAAGGAUGACCUUGUAUAUGCAUUGAAUGUGGAUGGUUCAGUGGACGAGCCAGCAAUCCAGCCGACAUAUGCCCCAGCUUUACUCAGUCUAAUCAAGAAGCAAAGGGAACUGGUGGCAGUAUUCGAGUACUUUUCUCGGGUCAUGAGCGUCAAGGCUCAGGUGGAUUCUUCGGCUAUUCUGGUUGAGCGAAGCGUGCUUGGAGUCCUUAAGCGGCAUAUUGAGAGCGAUAAGUUUCGCGAGAAUCCGUCAAUACUGGAAGAUGUCGAUGUGCCGGACGAUGUGAUUGCUCUUACUGUACAAUAA
Molecule: messenger RNA, 1317 nt
Organism: Penicillium subrubescens
Lineage: Eukaryota; Fungi; Ascomycota; Eurotiomycetes; Eurotiales; Aspergillaceae
Exons: 1
Coding region: 1-1317 (438 amino acids)
Source: RefSeq, a predicted model, not a curated record